AUGAGUUCAGCGAGCAAAAACGUCGACCAGAAGAAGAAAAAAGGGAAAACUCCAAUGUUGUCUCAGGCGUGUGCAACAUCAGCGUGCGUAGGUUGUUCUCAACCUGAAUCAGCAGAAGAUAUGGUGCAGUGCGACAGCUGUGAUGCAUGGUGGCAUUACACUUGUGCCAAGGUUGAUGCUUCGAUAAAAGAUAGAACGUGGAGAUGCAUAAAAUGUGAAGAUAAAUGUAACAGAUCCAAGAGUGGUAAAUCGGAUACAUCUAGCGCGCGGAAAGUGAGAGUACAGUUGGAAUUGCAACGGUUAGAAGAGGAAAAAGCUCUUGCAGAUAAAAUGCAUCGAGAGAAAGAAGAACAAGAAAAGGUGUCGAGGGAAGAAAAAAAAGCCAUCGAGGAAGAUUAUGUGAGGCGGAAGUAUCAGUUGUUAGGAGAAACCAUUGUCGAUGACGAUAAGAGUGAAAGGAGUCGUACUAGCGCGCAAAGCAGUAGAAGCAAGGUAAAAGAGUGGAUUGAUCGACAGAGUCAGGUGUUGAAUACCGGUUCAGGGAAUAAAUUAACCCCAACGGCAACUCCGGCUGCUAAUCCGACAAUCAUCAAGGAGUUUGUUUCUACGAAUAUUAGCACAGGUGCGAUUCGUAAAUCUAAAGUCGUAUCGCUCAAUGAGAAGCAUGGUAUAACUACAAAUUCUGGUAAUAAGGUCAUACCAUCCUUGACCCAAGAGAAAACUGUUAAUUGGGGGGCAGGUAUAGAAGCAAUAGAAUCCCAACACGUACAUCAAGUGCAGUAUGUACAUAAUGAACCUACAUUCAAUAAUAAUUACAUGCAAAAUUCUGGUCCUGUACACGACAACAGUAUGUGUGAAUCGAUAAUGUUUCCCAGACAAGAGGGGAAUCAACAAGCGUACGUAAUACCAGAUCAAAUUGAAAAUAAUGCGGGUCCAACUUCCCGACAAUUGUCCGCUCGUCAUGUGAUUCCAAAAGAACUGCCCAUUUUUGCUGGCAAUCCGAUAGAUUGGCCUAUGUUCAUUAGUGCUUAUAAGAAUUCAACAUCUAUGUGUGGAUUUAGCGAUGGAGAAAAUUUGAUGAGACUACAACGUUGUCUCAAAGGCAAUGCUCUAGAAGCGGUCAGGUCCCAUUUGCUCAUGCCAGAAUCGGUCCCGAUCGUGCUUUCAACAUUGACAACACUCUAUGGACGUCCUGAAUUGAUUGUACAAGUACUCCUCGCAAAAGUAAAAUCUAUUCCAGCACCGAAGGCUGACAAGCUAGAAACUUUGGUUAGCUUCGGGCUCGUCGUACAAAAUCUUUGUGCACAUCUCAAAGCGGCACAACAAGAGGCACAGCUUAACAAUCCGAGUUUACUGCAUGAACUGGUGAAUAAACUUCCAGCAAGUAUAAAAUUAGAUUGGGCACUAUACAAACGUAAUUGUUCUGUAACUAAUCUGGGUACAUUCGGUGAAUAUAUGUCCACUCUCGCGACGGCUGCUAGCGAUGUAACAUAUCCUGAAGUGUGGGAUACACCUAAGCAAAUUUAUCCUGAAAAGCACAAACCUAGGAAUUUCAUUAACACACACUCUGAUGAUUCAACUGAAAGAGAGAGAAACGCAUAUAAAACAUUUAAAAUCCAAGCAACAGACAAAAUGAAUUCGUGUCUAAUUUGUGAUAAGCCUGGUCAUAAAGCUAAACAAUGUUGGGAGCUAAAAAGAAUGAGUGUCGAUGAUCGAUGGAAAACUGUGGCGCGACACAAACUGUGCAAGCGUUGCAUAAUCCCACAUGGUAAGUGGCCAUGUCGCGCAACAUAUUUAUGUGGUAUAGACGGAUGCGAAGCUCGUCACCACCAACUUCUACAUCCUGGAAAAUCCGAAUCGGUUGGAGCGCACCAGCAUAUACAACAUUCGGCAUUAUUUAAAGUGAUUCCAAUUACACUCCAUAACGGAAAAGUCUCGAUUGAAACAUUUGCGUUUCUCGAUGAUGGAUCAUCCGUGACACUAUUAGAAGCACGCAUAGCAAAGAAAUUAAAUAUAAAUGGUGAUGCAGAUCCACUCUGCUUGAAAUGGACUGCAAAUGUUUCCAGAAAUGAGGCUAAUUCUCAAAGAGUUAACAUUGAGAUUUCUGGUGCCAAUAAUGGACCUCGUCAUAUAUUAACGAAUGUGCGAACUGUUGAAACAUUACAAUUACCCAGUCAAUCAUUGAACUAUGAGAAAAUGGUAGAACAUUUCCCAUAUCUAAGCGGAUUACCGGUGAAAAGUUAUGAAUCUGCAAUCCCCAGGAUUUUAAUCGGCUUGGACAACUUAAAAUUGACAUUGGCACUGAAAAGUCGCGAACGUCGGUCGAAUGAACCAGUCGCAACUAAAACUCGUUUGGGCUGGACAAUAUACGGUAAAAUCGGAAGUAACGCCACUACGCAUACAUCGCUUCAUAUAUGUGAGUGUUCUGGAGAUGACACGUUGCAUAAGCUGGUGGAGAAUUUCAUCAAAAUGGAAAAUUUGGCAGCUGAUAGCACUUUCAAACCCGAAUCAGAAUCCGAUCAGCGUGCUCUACAAAUACUGCAAGCUACUACCACUCGUCUCAAUAAUGGUCGGUUUGAAACAGGACUUCUGUGGAAGCAUGAUACAGUGAAGUUCCCGAACAGCUACCCGAUGGCCGUACGCAGAUUGGAAUGCCUAGAACGAAAAUUAAAAUUAUUGCCAGAAAUAAAGAAGAAUCUACAAAAUCAAAUAAUCGAUUACCAGCUUAAAGGAUAUGCGCACAAAGCCGAUAGAAUUGAGCUCAACCGGUCCGAUCCGGAAAGAAUAUGGUAUCUACCAAUUGGAUUCGUACUUAAUAGUCGUAAACCAGGAAAAGUCCGGGUCAUUUGGGAUGCAGCUGCUAAAGUGAAUGGAAUUUCCUUAAACUCCAUGCUGCUGAAAGGACCCGAUUUGUUAACGCCUCUCCCCGCUGUUCUCAGUCAGUACCGUCAACGUCAAUACGCAAUAACAGGUGACAUACGGGAGAUGUUUCACCGCAUUUUUAUACGUGCGGCUGAUCGACAAUCCCAACGCUUCCUAUGGCGGGAAAACGAGAAUGAAGAACCAGAUACGUACAUAAUGGACGUUGCCACUUUCGGAUCCACGUGUUCACCAUGCGCAGCACAAUAUGUUAAAAACAUCAACGGAAAGGAGUACGAGAAAGAGUAUCCUGAUGCUGCGGCUGCGAUAAUCAACAACCACUAUGUGGACGACUUCUUAUAUAGUAGCGAUACAGAAGCAGAAUUAAUAAAGCUUGCCUUAGAUGUAAAAACAGUACAUGCUAAAGCAGGAUUUGAAAUCAGGAAUUGGAUGUCUAACAGUAAACACGUUCUCACACGGGUCGGGGAUCAGAAUUCCGACAAAUGCAAAAUAUUUAGUUUCAACGAAUCAGGCGGCUCAGAGCGAGUUCUUGGAAUAAAAUGGUUACCGGAACACGAUGCAUUUUCUUUCAACAUCGAAUUUCAAAGUGAACUUCAACCGAUUGCUUCGGGAGAAAUAGUACCGACAAAGCGACAAGUAUUGAAAAUCGUGAUGAGUCUGUUUGACCCUCUUGGCAUAAUUUCCGCAUUCUUGAUUCAUGGGAAAAUAUUGAUUCAAGAAAUCUGGAGAACAGGAAUAGGCUGGGAUAAUACCUUGCCAAACGAAAUUGUCGACAAAUGGUACCAAUGGAUCGCAGUCAUCGGAAAAUUACGUGCGGUGACAAUUCCACGGUGCUAUUUUCCAAAUUACGAAAAAGAAAGCUACGAUACGUUGCAGCUUCAUAUAUUCGUAGAUGCAAGCGAAAGUGCAUACUGUGCCGUUGCAUACUUCCGAAUAAUGGAUCGAGGGAAUCCACGAUGUGCCCUUGUAUCAUCAAAGGCCAAAGUGGCACCACUAAAACGGUUCCCGGAAUAA
Messenger RNA from Toxorhynchites rutilus septentrionalis, 3894 nucleotides. RefSeq lists its product as uncharacterized. The transcript has a single exon. Gene Ontology annotation, molecular function: nucleic acid binding; zinc ion binding. The record is from RefSeq and is a predicted model, not a curated record. Lineage: Eukaryota; Metazoa; Arthropoda; Insecta; Diptera; Culicidae. Bases 1 to 3894 code for a protein of 1297 amino acids.